Molecule: messenger RNA, 6821 nt
Organism: Lymnaea stagnalis (great pond snail)
Lineage: Eukaryota; Metazoa; Mollusca; Gastropoda; Lymnaeidae
Source: the annotation of a GenBank genome assembly
GGGCGCAAUGUAGCAUUACGGCAAUCUGCUUUACAAUCAAGCAGUUACAAGAACAAGACAGUCUCGUACAAUGCAAGUCUUGCUGUGGAUGGAGAGAGGCAGUCAGAUUUUGAUUCUAAUAGUUGUGCACAAACCGAUCUGCUCGACCCUUCGCCUAAUUGGAAUGUGACUUUAUCUCAGCCUCACCUUGUCAACAGAUAUGUUCUGUACAACAACAAUCAGGGUAAGUAAUUAGUUUAAAAAAGGAUUAACAUUUAUUGUAGGUUGUUCAUACUUUCAUACUCAUGAGGUUUUCUGUCCUUAAAUGAAUUUUUACGAAUGGUUUAUAAAGUUGAUGAAGUUAUCCAAUAGAUCUACAAUAACGCAAACAUUUUACAAGUAUUACAUAAAGUCUAUUAAAGAAUACAUUUGUAGGGUGUCAAGUUUAAAAAAAAAAUCUUAAAUAAAUCUGUUGCCUACAAUACAUAACUGUGUUAUUUUUUUUUUCAGAUCAAGAUCAACUUCAAAGUUUCAUCCUAUCAAGUUUCAACAAAGAUAACAUCGUGGUGGACAACUAUAUUGUACCAAAGAUAGCACAAGCUAUUUAUUAUGGAACAUCUCUUUCACUAAGUGUUUCAUUCGUAAAAAUAUAUACACAUGAAAGUAACAAGGUUCUCACAUUGUGUGAAGUUGAAAUGUAUGGGGGUAAGUUAUGAAAAUAUUUCUUCACUCUACUGAAUGUUUAAUGAGAUGGUUAAUAUUCAUUCAAAUAUUUCCAUUUGCAAAAGUAUAUCAAGAAAAUAUUUUUCAUAGACGUAGAUACACUUUUAGAUGUUUAUCUUACAAUUGCUUUUUUAAUAAUAAAAAAGAUGUGUGAGAAAAUGGUUGUUUAUUGGGAGAACUUAUUCCCUGACUUGUAUUAUUUAUUUAAGGCUGUGAUGUAAAAUAUUCUUUAUAUAAAAUUCAUUCAUAAUAUAGAUGUUCUGUCCUACUGAGGUUUAUAAAUAAUCAGGUAUUUUAAAUAAGAGAGGCGAAAUAUUGGUAAAAAAAUAAAUAUAAAAAAAAAAGCAUGCUCUCUUCAUCUUUUGAACCCAUCAUAAAAAUAGUAGAACAAUGAUGUAAUUUUCAACAGAUUCGCUGUGUCCAUUUAACAUGUAUGGAAUAGAGUGCGAUAAACAAUGUAAUUGUGCGAGCAAAAUAGAGACAUGUUAUGUUGCUACUGGAGGAUGUCCUUCUGGCUGUGCUGCUGGCUACCAUGGGCCGGGCUGUCAAAAUGGUUUGUCAAAUGAUUAAGCAUUAUUUUGUAUAUAUUUUUGUCUAUGGUUUUAUGGACAGUGGUUUAAUGCGGUCGAUUUUAUAGAAACGAAGUCUGUCUAAAGCUACUUUUGAAUAAACUUGAGUACAAAGAAAUCAGCUCUUUAAACAGCAUAAACAUUUGAAACUGAUUUUAAAAAAAAAAAUCUCUUCAAUGCACUUUAAAUAAAAAUAUUCGCACUUUUACUAAAAACGAUGUAAAAAAAAAAAAAUCUCGUUAUGUUUAAAAUACUUCCCUUUCUGAAGAUAAUUUUUUUAUUAAGUCGUAAAUCUGAAGUCAUUUUCUGAAUUAUUUAAAAUUGAAAUAUAGUAAUUUAUGAAAACUAUCCAUCAUUUUCGACGGAGGAAAAUCUCAUAACUCCUUUAGUCUCUAUCGAAGAAGCUUAUAUUUCAAGCAUGAAAUUCAUAUUAAUUUUGUUGAAAUAAUUGUGUGUGUGUUUUUUUUUACUAAGACUUAUUGUCCCAUUGUUUUCAAAUAUGCAUUGCAUUGUCAGUUUUGAAGGGGUUGCGAGACUAGUAACAAUUCGUACAGGGUGCAAGACGUUCAAACGUUCUUAGUUGGCGCAGAAUACCUUGUUAGCAGUGGCGUUGCUAGGGGGUGCUGGGUACGGACCACACCAGGUGAGACCAAAUGGAAAAAAUGCAUAUUUACAGAGCACAAUAAAGGUGAAAACAAAAAAGGAGCCCGCUUGCAAAACGUACUAAGUCCAACCAAACUCAUUUUUCAGGAAAGGGAAUUUUGUGUUACAACUUAACUAGCAUUUUGAUGCUUGCUCUACAUUUUCUAUUUCAAAUAAAGGCAUUUAGAGCCUUCUGAACGUUGAGAUGAGAGAUUCAAAAUGUGUUUUUAAAACAAUAGAUUAAGAAAAUUGCACUAACCCAUUUAUAAAAAAAAACUGACUUAAUACCAUUUGCAACUGGGCUCCUCAAGUAUUAGUGACAUGUUUUCUUGAUUAUUUAAAUCUUUUAUAUUUGAUUAAAAGCGAUAAUUGAUAAAUGUGCCAUAAGGCUAGGUCUAACCGAAUUUUAUAAAAGGAUAACCGAUCACUCGUAAAUUGUCCACACAUGUAACCAAUCCAAAUGCGUGCUUAUUAAAAGUUCAAGGUUGAUGGGUCAUCAAUGAGGUUACUCAAUAAUAAGGUCAGAAAACACCGAUUUGACCAUGAUUCAACGCUGAUUUAAGUGUUCAGUAACUUUUGUAACUGACAGGAGGCUACAAUUAUCUAAAUUAUACUGAAUAAUGCUUUCCAUUGACAACAAAUAAGAUGUGGUCGGGCGAUUCUAAGUUCAUUAAUUAAUCGGUAAAAAAUAAUAAUACUACAAAAUACUUUUUACCCCUUUACAGGGUUAACAAAAUUAUAUUUUACUAAAUUUUCUUAUUACUUUCAAUAAUUAAUUUAAAUUUAUUGCAAUUUUAAAAAAGGCUUUUGAAACAAAAAAUAUGGAAACCCGGAAAUACUUAAAAAUUAAUAUUUUCGCCGAUUCGUCACUAGCAUCGCCCUUUAGAAUAACAGCACUAUUGACAGGUCUGCAGCUUUAAAGACAAGGAAACGAACAUUGUAAAUAAAUUAAAUUUAAUGUAAAAAUAACUAUAACUUAACGUUGCUACAGUUCUUAAAUACAUUUGGCUCCUGACCUAUACUAUAAUUAAUUUGGUUUUCUUCUUGUCAUUGUUAUACUGUGGACUUAUUUUGACAAGAUGAAAUCCAUCGUGGAAGUCAGGGGAGGGAGGUUAUACCAUGAGUUUAAAGCACAGGAUGGCACCAAUCCUAGCUACGCCACUGCUUUUUAGAUACCCUGCUUUAAAGGGUUGUUAAUGUACUCCUUGUAAAUAAAAUGAUCAUGACACCGAAAUUACUUUAUUAUUUCACAAUAUUUAUAUUGAGUGAGUGUUAUAAAUAUUUAUUUUAUUAAUUAAUCUAUUCGGUGAUAAAUAUUUCAACUCUAAAGUAUGUACGUACUUGAACUCUCUAAACUCAUCUGACAUAAACGUCUUACUUGCAGACGAAGCUCUAUCAUAGGGUUGCAAUACAACAAAAUAUUUUUGAACAAAUAAAACUUGAAUAAUAAUAUUGAGGGUUACAUUGUUUUCUAGCUUGCCCUAUUCACAAAUGGGGAGUCGAUUGUCUCAAUCAGUGCAGCACAAACUGUGUUGAUGGAAUGUGCAACAGGAUUGAUGGGAGUUGUGAUCGUGGCUGUGAACUAGGAUUCACCGGGCUCAAUUGUGCUCAAGGUCAGUUCUACUUUUGCAAAUUUUAAUAUUUAUGCUAUUUUUAUUGCUUCAUUGUUACUUUCAAAUAUUUUUGAAAUUUAAUAUUUUAGUUCCUUUAUCAUUUGAAAACUUUCUGUUAAGUAUAAAGUAAAUAAGUGUGAACUAUUUUUCUAAGUGUUUAUUAUAUUUUCCAUUAAUUCAUUUUUUUAAAUCUUAAAAAUGACAAAAUAGAUGAGCCAACUCCGUGUGUUUUGAGACAACAUUCUAAGAAUCGACUGUCAUUCUAUUAGUCCCACUGAAAUAGUUAGAUCAUGAUUUGCCAGUGCGCAAUGAGCUGGGUUUCAAAUAUGAUUUGUAAUUCAUUGGAUGAUAGGUAGAGCGGAAUGCACAACCACUGUGUAUAUGUAGCGGUGGUGGAUGUGUAAGCGACAUCUGUGAGGUCAUAGGUCAUCCUAUCUUCUUGUUUCUGCAGCUGAUUUCGUCUGUGGGUGUCAGAUGACUGAUGAGAUUUAAUCUGCCACAUUUUCUUGUGCAGAAUGUUCAAGGGAUAGAACUCCAGUUGCAUUAGUGACUCGAGCUUUGCUGGAUUGUCUUUUAUGUUUAACCGGUUUUUGGUUUUAUAAGAAUCUCUGUUACGUUUGCUAUUAUUUGCUGUCUGUUUGAUGUAAGAGAUAUGCGUCUGACAUUUCAGCUCUUCCAUUGUCAGACUGUGACGAAAGUUGUGCGAAUGAAUGCAGCGAACAUUGUAUAAACAGGUCGUGUCACAGGGUCAACGGCAUUUGUGACAAAGGCAGUGAGUAUGGAAACUUCGGUGACAAAGGCUCGGCGGGAAGGUGUUGUGCAAACAGAAAUAAGGCUUCUUAGCAUUUAAACUAAAUCUCUCUUGUUGGUUUCUAGGAAUUCAUGUUCAAUUUUAUCUCAAACUCUUCAUUUUUGUUACUGUUAAAAAAUACAUUUUAAAGAAAGCCAACUGAGCUAAUUAAACAUUAAACUAACAUGAUGCUAAAUAGAAACAUUGUAACUUAAUGCAUCUGGUUAAAACAUUUUUUCAAAUUAAAUAGCGGUAUGCAAGACGGGUAAAAAGGGGGGGGGGGGCUAAGCCAAGUAAGCCAACUAGUUUGAAACAAUACAAGACUUUAUUCUUAUAUUUUCCCAUUUAUCUGUUCGUAUAAUUUUCGAAAAUAUGAUGCACAGCAACAUAACUUUUGGAUAUAACAUAACUUUUGGAUGUAGCAUAAUUUUUGGAUGUAAGAUAGCUUUUGGAUGUAACAUAACUUUUGGAUGUAACAUAACUUUUGGAAACAUACCGCAAAGAAAAGUGCAAACACAUGCAAUAGUUAAACAAAGGAUAAAGUCCAGCAGACAUUUGGCAUUGAAAGACAUAAUGGCCGCAAGAAAUGUCAACAAUAUGACAAAGUUUUAUGAUAAAGUUUUGGCAAUGUUUGAAAUGGGGGAAACUAAGUUUUGGCAAUGUUUGAAAUGGGGGAAACUAAUUUUUGGCAAUGUUUGAAAUUGGGGAAACUAAGUUUUGGCAAUGUUUGAAAUGGGGGAAACUAAGUUUUGGCAAUGUUUGAAAUGGGGGAAACUAAGUUUUGGCAAUGUUUGAAAUGGGAAAAACUAAGUUUUGGCAAUGUUGAAAUUGGGGAACUUUUUAUUUUAUACAAAAAUGUUUUGUUUUUUUAAUUUUCAUUAGGCAUUAUUGUUAAUUAUUUUUAAGUUUCAUCAAAACUUUAAAAUGUUCCUUUUUUUUUUUACUUGAAGGUUAUUCAUAUGAUGAUCGACUUGGAGUCGGUAUUGGGAUUGGCAUAGCUAUCAUGUGUGUUGUUGGUACUCUGCUCGUUGUGAUCAUAAUCUUUGUACUGAUGAGAUAUAGGAAACACAGAAAUUAUGGAGUAUCAAAAGAGAGUCCACCUACUCAGCCGGAAACAACUGUGGAUUUACCCAAAAAUAAAUACGACUCUUUAAACCUAUUUGGUAGGUUGAAUUGUUGGACUUACGCAUAAUAUAUUAAUACUAUUUCUUCAAGCCACCCAACAUUGCUGCCUGAAACUUGCUGGAUCGGAAUAACAAUUAUUGUAGGCCAGUUGUUGGUGUUCAUAUUUGACACUAGUAAUACUUAAUACGUGACUGUAGGGCAGUUGUUGGUGUUCAUAUUUGACACCAGUAAUACUUAAUACGUGACUGUAGGCCAGUUGUUGGUGUUCAUAUUUGACACUAGAAAUUCUUUAUACGUGACUGUAGGCCAGUUGUUGGUGUUCAUAUUUGACACUAGAAAUUCUUUAUACGUGACUGUAGGCCAGUUGUUGGUGUUCAUAUUUGACCCUAGUAAUACUUAAUACGUGACUGUAGGCCAGUUGUUGGUGUUCAUAUUUGACACUAGAAAUACUUUAUACGUGACCGUAGGCCAGUUGUUUGUGUUCAUAUUUGACACUAGAAAUACUUUAUACGGGACUGAAGGACAGUUGUUUGUGUUCAUAUUUAACACUAGCAAUACUUUAUACGUGACCGUAGGCCAGUUGUUGGUGUUCAUAUUUGACACUAGAAAUACUUUAUACGUGACUGUAGGCCAGUUGUUUGUGUUCAUAUUUGACACUAGAAAUACUUUAUACGUGACCGUAGGCCAGUUGUUGGUGUUCAUAUUUAACACUAGAAAUACUUUAUACGUGACUGAAGGACAGUUGUUUGUGUUCAUAUUUGACACUAGUAAUACUUUAUACGUGACUGAAGGACAGUUGUUUGUGUUCAUAUUUGACACUAGUAAUACUUUAUACGUGAUAAAGCUUAAUGGUUUUUACACAGCAUGAACAUUUGAGCCCUACAACGUUAUACUAUUUAACUAUCCACGAGUUUAAUAUAUAUCUUUUUCUGUUUACAUUAGAGGAUAGUACUUACGCCCAACCCAGUGUGUCUCUUGAAAGAAGAGAGCCUAAUUCUACAAGCAGGCCUCAUCAUAAAGACAACACCUAUGACGAAAUAUAGGUGCUAGAGAAGACGAUCAGCUCAAGAAAACUCGAACUGAGAAUAGAACCGAUAAAAUUAAACUAUAUCUAGCAUUACUUGGAAUUUGACUAUGAAAUGUAGCAUUAAUUGGAAUGUGUGUAUGAAGUGUAGCAUUACUGAGAUGUGUGUAUGAAAUGUCGCAUUAUUUGGAUGUGUGUAUGAAAUGUAGCAUUACUUGGAAUGUGUGUAUGAAGUGUAGCAUUACUUGGAUGUGUGUAUGAAAUGUAGCAUUACUUGGAUUGUGUAUAUGAAAUGUAGCAUUACUUGGAAUGUGUAUAUGAAGUGUAGGAUUACUUGGAUGUGUGUAUGAAAUGUA